AACAAACUAUCAACUCCAGGAAGCUGGAAGUUCCCAGCGGCUGCGUUUUAAACUACUAACUUUAAAGUUUGAAUUCCCGAGUUUAGACAAGAAACCGAGCGGGCGAGAGGAAUUAAUCAUAAACAUUAUACUUUAAAGAAGCUGUCUUUGUCGAUCAACUUUUUCUUUUAAGCCUAACGCGCGCGGACAAGCAGGAUUUAAAGUCGCCACACACAUCACUGUAAGAUGUUGGCCUCGAGUCUUUUGGGCAACUUCUGUCCCGAGCACCACGACGAGCACGCGCACAAGGUGGACAAAUACCUGCACCAUUUUCAGCUGUCAGAUAAGACGUUAAUGGAUUUGUCGAUAAGAUUUCGACGAGAGAUGGACAAAGGCCUGUGCAGAGACACCAACCCCACAGCUGCUGUCAAGAUGCUGCCCACGUUUGUGCGCUCCACUCCUGAUGGAACAGAGCAAGGUGAAUUCCUGGCACUCGAUCUUGGCGGAUCCAACUUCCGGGUGCUCCUGGUCAAAGUCAUGGCGAAUGGCAAGCAAGAGGUGGAGAUGGAAAAUCAGAUUUAUGAAAUUCCUGAACACCUAAUGCGAGGCAGCGGGUCAGAGCUAUUUGACCACAUAGCUGAUUGCCUGGCUAAUUUCAUGGAGAAGUUGGGCAUAAAGGAUAAAAAGCUUCCUCUGGGUUUCACCUUCUCUUUCCCCUGCCAGCAGACCAAGUUGGAUGAGUGUGUUUUGGUGCAUUGGACCAAAUGCUUCAAGGCAAACGGAGUAGAGGGAAAGGAUGUGGUCAGCCUUCUGAGGAAAUCCAUCAAAAAAAGAGGGAUCUUUUUGCAGGACUUUGACGUUGACAUUUUGGCAGUAAUCAACGACACAGUGGGAACCAUGAUGACCUGUGGCUACGAUGAUCAUCACUGUGAAAUUGGUCUCAUUGUGGGAACGGGGACCAAUGCCUGCUACAUGGAGCAGAUGAGGAACCUUGACCUGCUGGACGGUGAUGAGGGCCGGAUGUGUGUGAACACAGAGUGGGGCGCUUUUGGAGACGACGGUUCCCUGGAGGACCUGCGCACCGACAUAGACCGAGAAAUAGAUGCAGGCUCUCUGAACCCGGGCAAGCAGCUGUUUGAGAAGAUGAUCAGUGGCCUGUACAUGGGGGAGCUGGUGCGUCUCAUCCUGUUGAGAAUGACCAAAGAGCAGCUGCUGUUCCAGGGCAAGACUACAGCCGAGCUCCUCACCACUGGAAGCUUCAACACCAGCGACAUCUAUGCCAUCGAGAAUGACAAGGAUGAGGAAGGUCUGGCGAGCGCAGAGAAAGUGCUCCGGGGCCUUGGUCUGGACCCGUCGGCCGAGGACUGCCUAGCCACUCAGAGGGUGUGUCAGAUAGUGUCUACACGAGCCGCACACUUGUGUGCUGCCACUCUAGUGGCGGUUCUGCGGCAGAUCCGGGACAACAAAGCAGCAGAGAAGCUGCGUACCACUAUUGGAGUGGACGGCUCUGUCUACAAAAAUCAUCCAGAGUUUUCCAGGAGGCUCCACAAGAUGGUACGCCGACUUGUGCCGGACUGCGAUGUGCGUUUUUUACAGUCGCAGUGUGGCAGUGGGAAAGGCGCAGCCAUGGUAACAGCAGUAGCAUACCGCCUUGCUGCUCAACAUGCUGAGCGUCAGCGCAUCCUGAACACCUUGCGUUUGAGCCGUGAAAAGUUGCUGGAGGUGAAGACGCGAAUGAGUGAGGAAAUGAUGCGAGGCCUGUCAAAGCAAACCCAUGAGCAGGCGAGUCUCAAGAUGCUUCCCACCUUUGUAAGAGCCACACCAGAUGGAACAGAGCAUGGCGACUUCUUAGCCUUGGACCUUGGGGGCUCCAGCUUCCGGGUGCUGCUGGUGCGAGUUAAAAGUGGGAAGGGACACAAUGUGGACAUGCAUCACAAGAUAUACACUAUCCCACAGGAGACUAUGCAGGGCACAGGGGAAGAGCUUUUCAGCCACAUUGUGUACUGCAUCGCCGACUUUCUGGAGUACAUGGGCAUGAAAGGAGCAUCCUUACCUAUGGGAUUUACAUUCUCCUUCCCCUGUCAUCAAAGCAAACUGGAUCAGGGCAUUCUUCUGAAUUGGACAAAGGGCUUCAAAGCCAGUGGCUGUGAGGGACAAGAUGUCAUUUUACUACUUAAAGAGGCUGUCCGCCGCAGACAGGAAUUUGACUUAAACUUUGUGGCCGUGGUUAACGACACAGUCGGAACCAUGAUGACCUGCAGCUAUGAAGACCCCGAAUGUGAGGUGGGACUCAUCGUUGGCACAGGGACUAAUGCGUGCUUCAUGGAGGAAAUGCAGAACAUCGAACUGGUCGAGGGGGAUGAAGGCCGGAUGUGUGUCAACAUGGAGUGGGGAGCAUUUGGUGACAAUGGCGAACUUGAUGACUUCUGCACCGAGUUUGAUCGCAUUGUCGAUAAUUGCUCUAACAAUCCUGGGAAACAGAGGUAUGAGAAGAUGAUCAGUGGCAUGUACCUGGGGGAGAUAGUGAGGAAUGUGCUGAUAGACUUCACUGAUAAGGGCUUGCUGUUCAGAGGCACACUGUCUGAGCGACUCAAGACCCGGGGCAUCUUCGAGACCAAGUUCCUGUCACAGAUUGAAAGUGACCGCCUGGCCAUGCGACAGGUCCGCUCCAUCCUGCAGCACCUGGGCCUCACCAGCUCCACGUGUGACGACAGCGUGCUGGUGAAGGAGGUGUGCAGUGUGGUCGCACGCCGCGCCGCUCAGCUCUGCGGAGCUGGUUUAGCCGCCGUGGUCGACAAGAUACGAGAGAACCGCAACCUCAAUCAACUUUCCAUCACCGUGGGAGUGGACGGCACCCUCUACAAGACGCACCCUCACUUCUCCAGCAUCAUGCAAGAGACGUUGCAAGAUUUAGCACCACAGUGCCAGGUGACUUUCCACAAGUCAGAGGAUGGAAGUGGGAAGGGAGCAGCGCUGAUCACAGCUGUGGCCUAUAGGAUGAAGAGUGAAGGUCAGCAAUGAAUCAUCUGAACUGCGUUGGACAGGUAGAACCAGAGCUACUCCUUCUGAGGUUAACAAAAUAACGUUACAAACAUCUUGGCCUGAGUUUAGAUCUUUAGUACUGAAAUGUUUAAUCUGACUUGUUUUGUGUGUGUGUUCACAUACACAUAUGUCGGUGUUAGCUUUUUGUUUGUUUGCAGAAUAAAUAUUUAUUGUGUUAGCUGAUGGGACGGUGAAGAAUAAUUUCAUAAAUUACGGUUUAGCUUGUUUGUUAGAGAAGAUGCACCUGCUGUGAAAUAUGACUGUUACGAGCUGUGGAGCUCUUCUUCUUUUUUUUCUUUUUUUUACACUCCCUCCUUUUUAUUUGCAACUUCAAAGCUGCAGGUUUCCACCCAGCUGACUUCAUAUUUUUUAAUAAUGUCUGCCAUCUGUGUUGACUAUAAACCUCUACAGAAGUUAAGUUUGGAAAUGUUUAUUUAUACAGCAACUUUUCAAGAUUUGAAGUCACAAAGUACCUCAAAAUAAAAGUCAAAAGCAUAUCUUGAAAUAAAGGAAACUGGAAGGACAUUGUUGAUAGUUGCGGUACAACAGAACCGAGAAUCGCUUCUGCUGGAAAAACAAUCACAACUUCACUUCGGAUCUACAAAAUGAACCCUGUCUGCAUGAUUCUUGUAUUUGGAAUACUUUGUUAUAUAAUGCUUUUUCUUAUUUGGGCUCUGUAGUUUCACAUCAAUUUUAAGAAUGAUUAAACACAAUAUUUAAAUUAAAAUACUUUUUAAUGCAGUUGUAAACUUUUACUUUAUCAUUGAUAUCAAAUGUUGUCCUCAUACAAGUAUAAACAUUUUAAAAAGGUCAUAAAAAUGAAAUGUGUUACUCUCCAUCUCUUCACUCUGAAUAAAGCAUCUUCCAUCAA
Molecule: messenger RNA, 3892 nt
Organism: Anoplopoma fimbria (sablefish)
Lineage: Eukaryota; Metazoa; Chordata; Actinopteri; Perciformes; Anoplopomatidae
Gene: hk2
Product: hexokinase 2
Exons: 18
Coding region: 226-3000 (924 amino acids)
Biological process (GO): glycolytic process; intracellular glucose homeostasis; glucose 6-phosphate metabolic process
Cellular component (GO): cytosol; mitochondrion
Molecular function (GO): glucokinase activity; ATP binding; D-glucose binding
Source: RefSeq, a predicted model, not a curated record